Molecule: messenger RNA, 951 nt
Organism: Chelmon rostratus (copperband butterflyfish)
Lineage: Eukaryota; Metazoa; Chordata; Actinopteri; Chaetodontiformes; Chaetodontidae
Product: retinol dehydrogenase 10-B-like
Exons: 5
Coding region: 1-951 (316 amino acids)
Cellular component (GO): lipid droplet
Molecular function (GO): oxidoreductase activity, acting on the CH-OH group of donors, NAD or NADP as acceptor
Source: RefSeq, a predicted model, not a curated record
AUGAUUGUUAUAGUGGACCUGCUGCUGAUGCUCAUCGACCUAACCUACUCCGUCCUUCACGCCGUCAUCCAGACUUUCCUCCGGCCGCGGCUGAAGUGCGUCGAUGGGGAGCUGUGUCUGAUAACGGGGGCCGGGGGCGCGCUGGGUCGCCUCUUCGCCCUGGAGUUCGCCAAAGAAGGAGCGCACCUGGUGCUGUGGGACUGCAACACGGCUGCCAACGAGCAGACCGCCAAGCUGGCGCGGGAGCUGGGGGUUCGGGUGCACACGUACACGGUGGACCUGUCCAAGCGUCAGAGCAUCUACGAGACGGCGGACAGGGUGAGGGCGGAGGUCGGGGAAGUUUCUAUGCUGGUCAACAACGCGGGUGUGGUGGCCGGGCGGAGGCUGCUGGACUGUCCCGACGAGCUUUUGGAGAGGACUCUGCUGGUGAACUGCCACGCGCUGUUUUGGAUGACAAAGGCCUUCCUGCCUCAGAUGAAAGCAAAGAACCAUGGUCACAUUGUAACCAUCGCCAGUGCUCUCGGGCUAUUCAGCACUGCAUGUGUGGAGGAUUACUGUGCCAGUAAAUUUGGAGCUGUUGGUUUCCACGAGUCACUGACGCACGAGCUGCUGGCAGAGGACAUGGAUGGCAUCAAAACCACUUUAGUCUGUCCUUAUAUUGUAGACACAGGGAUGUUUGCAGGUUGUGAAAUCAGGAAGGAGCUUCGGAGUCUAAUUCCACCUCUGGAGCCGCUCUACACUGUACAACAGUCCAUGAAAGCCAUUUUAGCCGAACAGCAAAUGAUCUGCAUUCCUCGCCUUAUGUACAUCCCCUUCCUCACACGGGCAUUGCUACCUUGGGAUGCAAAUGUGGCAACAUACCGCUUCAUGGGAGGUGACAAAUGCAUGCUACCCUUCAUAAAGAAUGCUGAACUGAAGAACUCCAACGGCCACAUCAAAUCCUCCUCCUAA